GGGGAGCUGCCAGCCGAGGGGAGCCGACGGCGGGGGGCGCUGCCUCCGUCUCCUCCUCCUCCGCCUGAAAUCGCCCCCUUCGCCGGGGGCUGCAGCCGAGCCGUAAGGGAGGCGGAUGGUCGCCUUUCCCACCCCUCUCUUGCGCCUUCUUGCCUCCAGGUCCACCCCGACCCCGGAUACCGUCCUGAAGACCCCCCCACCUACCCACCCCUGAAGACCCCUCCGGUCAGGGCAGCGGGGCAGCAGAGCAUCCGGGCCGGCUCUCCCCUCAGCUACCCACAGCCGGAGCAGCAAAGACCACCGUGGGUCCGCCCCACACGCCUCGGGAUCAAAGGGAUCUUUCAGAAAGAAGCAAAGAUGAAUAUGGUAAAAAGGAUAAUGGGUCGACCUCGGCAAGAGGAAUGCAGCCCUCAGGAUAACGCUCUAGGAUUAAUGCAUCUUCGCAGGCUGUUUACAGAAUUGUGUCACCCCCCUCGGCAUAUGACUCAAAAGGAACAGGAAGAGAAGCUUUACAUGAUGCUACCAGUUUUUAACAGGGUAUUUGGAAAUGCUCCUCCAAGUACAAUGAUAGAAAAGUUUUCAGAUCUCCUUCAGUUCACAACACAAGUUUCACGAUUAAUGGUAACUGAAAUUCGUCGGAGAGCUUCUAAUAAGUCCACAGAAGCUGCAAGUCGUGCCAUAGUCCAGUUUCUAGAAAUCAAUCAGAGCGAAGAAGCCAGUAGAGGUUGGAUGUUGCUUACUACAAUUAACCUGUUAGCUUCAUCUGGACAGAAAACCGUGGACUGCAUGACAACUAUGUCAGUGCCUUCCACACUUGUGAAAUGUCUCUAUCUGUUUUUUGACCUUCCACAUGUGCCUGAGGUGGCUGGCGGAGCCCAGAAUGAAUUGCCUCUAGCAGAGCGAAGGGCGCUGUUGCAGAAAGUAUUUGUGCAGAUCUUAGUGAAGCUGUGCAGUUUUGUGUCCCCAGCAGAAGAGCUGGCCCAAAAGGAUGACCUCCAGCUUCUUUUCAGUGCAAUAACCUCGUGGUGCCCUCCCUACAACCUGCCUUGGAGGAAGAGUGCAGGGGAAGUCCUGAUGACUAUAUCACGUCACGGCCUUAGCGUCAACGUAGUGAAGUACAUUCACGAAAAGGAAUGCCUCUCAACGUGUGUUCAGAACAUGCAACAAUCCGAUGAUCUUUCUCCCUUAGAAAUAGUUGAAAUGUUUGCUGGGCUAUCCUGUUUCCUCAAAGACUCCAGUGAUGUGUCUCAAACGCUGCUAGAUGAUUUUAGGAUAUGGCAAGGAUAUAAUUUUCUUUUUGAUCUUUUACUCAGGUUAGAACAAGCAAAAGAGGCAGAAUCCAAGGAUGCUUUGAAGGAUUUAGUUAACCUGAUAACCUCAUUAACAACAUAUGGUGUGAAUGAAUUAAAACCAGCUGGUGUUACUACGGGGGCACCUUUCUUACUGCCUGGAUUUGCAGUUCCACAACCUGCAGGCAAAGGUCACAACGUGAGGAAUAUCCAGGCCUUCUCAGUCCUACAGAAUGCCUUUCUUAAAGCAAAAACCAGCUACCUUGCACAAAUUAUCCUUGAUGCCAUUUUGAAUAUAUACAUUGCAGAUAACGCCAACUAUUUCAUCCUGGAAUCCCAACAUACUUUGUCUCAGUUUGCGGAGAAAAUUUCAAAGCUUCCGGAAGUACAGACAAAAUACUUUGAGAUGCUUGAAUUUGUCAUCUUCAGCUUGAAUUACAUACCGUGCAAAGAACUGAUCAGCGUCAGCAUCCUCUUAAAAUCCAGCACCUCCUAUUCCUGUAGCAUUAUUGCCACAAGGACUCUGCUUAAGUUCACACGGCAUGACUACAUUUUUAAGGACGUUUUCAGGGAGGUGGGACUUCUGGAAGUGAUGGUGAAUCUCUUGCACAAGUAUGCUGCUCUUUUGAAAGAUCCUACACAGGCCCUGAAUGAUCAAGGCGACUCAAAAAAUAACAGUUCAAUUGAAGACCAAAAACAACUUGCUUUGCUGGUUAUGGAGACCUUGACAGUAUUACUCCAAGGAUCAAACACAAAUGCAGGCAUCUUCAGGGAGUUUGGUGGAGCAAGGUGUGUACAUAACAUCGUAAAAUAUCCACAGUGUAGGCAGCAAGCACUGAUGAUAAUCCAGCAGCUGGUGUUGUCACCAAGCGGUGAUGAUGACAUGGGGACUCUCUUAGGUUUGAUGCACUCCGCUCCCCCCACAGAAUUGCAGCUGAAGACUGAUAUAUUAAGAGCCUUGCUUUCGGUAUUAAAGGAGAGCCAUCGGACGAGAACAGUUUUCCGGAAAGUUGGUGGAUUUGUAUAUAUUACCUCGUUGUUGGUUGCCAUGGAGCGGUCCUUAUGCUCUCCCCCCAAAAACGGCUGGGAGAAAGUGAACCAGAAUCAAGUCUUCGAACUUCUCCACACGGUGCUGUGUACCUUGACAGCGGCCAUGCGUUAUGAGCCAGCCAACUCUCACUUCUUCAGAACGGAGAUCCAGUAUGAAAAGCUGGCGGAUGCCGUAAGGUUGCUUGGCUGCUUCUCAGACUCCAGAAAACUAAGUCCCGUGAAUGUCUUCCCUUCCAAUACCCAGCCAUUUCAAAAACUAUUGGAAGAUGACCUGCUCUCCAUGGAUACCGUCUCGCCCACUCUAAAGCACUGCAGCAAGCUCUUCAUUUACCUCUACAAAGUCACCACAGAUUCUUUCGACAGUCGUGCUGAGCAGAUUCCUCCUUGCCUGACCAAUGAGUCUUCUCUCCCCUCUCCUUGGGGCACACCAGCUUUGACCAGGAAAAGACAUGCAUAUCAUUCAGUGUCAGCAGCAUCUUCAGUGUUUCCUUCCAAAAAUGCCACUGAUGCGAAGUUACACAAAGGAACUAUACUACUGCAAAAUCUGGAUGCCGUUAUUAUCCAUCCUGGAGCUAUGCUGGCUAUGCUGGAUCUUGUGGUCUCUGUUGGGUCAACUAUACAGCCAGAACAUGCACUGGAUCUCCAGCUUGCAGUGGCCAACAUCUUGCAAUCUCUUGUACAUACUGAAAGGAAUCAACAAGUUAUGUGUGAAGCCGGGCUUCAUGCUCGGCUUCUGCAGAAAUGCAGUGCUGCUCUUACGGAUGAGGACCAUUCUUUGCAUCCACCCCUCCAAAGGAUGUUUGAAAGGUUGGCUUCUCAAGCAUUAGAACCGAUGGUGCUGCGGGAAUUUUUACGUUUGGGAAAUCCUCUGAAUUGUGGAGCCUGGGAUAAAAAACUAUUGAAACGGUAUCAUGUACAUAAACCGAGCUCACUCAGUUAUGAACCAGAGAUGAGAAAUAGUAUGGUUACAUCAAUGGAAGGGCUUGGUUCCGACUGUGUGUUCAGCUUACAUGAAGACAGCCACUACAGGAUUAGCAAGAGCCUUUUGAAGCCAGCUGAAGGAAGCACCGUGCCUCUGACAAGAGUAAAGUGUUUGGUUUCUAUGACAACCCCUCAUGAUAUUAGACUUCAUGGAUCAUCCGUUACGCCUGCCUUUAUUGAAUUUGACACUUCUCUUGAAGGGUUCGGUUGCCUGUUCUUACCUAGUUUGGCACCUCACAAUGCACCAACCAAUAAUGUUGUUACUACAGGACUAAUAGAUGGCACUGUAGUCAGUGGAAUUGGAACUGGAGAGCGUCUUUUCCCACCUCCAUCUGGAUUAAGCUUUUCAAGUUGGUUUUGUGUGGAACAUUUUAGCACAGCCCCAAAUUAUCAUCCAAUUAGGUUACUUACAAUUGUAAGGCGGGCAAACAGCUCUGAACAGCACUAUAUAUGUCUUGCUAUCGUCCUUUCAGUAAAAGACCGAACCCUUAUCGUUUCAACUAAAGAAGAACUGCUUCAGAAUUACGCUGAUGACUUCAAUGAGGAGUCCUCCUGCUAUGAGAUUCUGCCCUGUUGUGCUCGUUUUCGUUGUGGUGACCACAUAGUGGAAGGCCAGUGGCAUCACAUGGUUCUGGUAAUGAGCAAAGGCAUGCUGAAAAAUAGUACUGCUGCACUUUACAUUGAUGGACAGCUGAUUAAUACAGUCAAGUUUCACUAUAUUCACAGUAGUCCUGGCGGUUCAAGUUGUGCCAAUCCACCAAUAGUUAGUACAGUUUAUGCCUAUAUAGGCACACCGCCUGCCCAGCGACAGCUCUCGUCACUCGUUUGGCGGUUGGGACCAACCCAUUUCCUAGAAGAAGUCUUACCUCCAUCAAGCAUUAGCACAAUUUAUGAACUUGGCCCAAACUAUGUUGGAAGUUUCCAAGCUGUAUAUAUGCCUUGCAAAGAUUCCAAAGCAGAAGGAAUCAGUCCGUCUCCAGUCUCAUUGGUCCCAGAGGAGAAAGUAUCUUUUGGCCUUUAUGCGCUCUCUGUUUCUUCACUCACGGUAGCAAGGAUUAGAAAAGUUUAUAACAAAUUGGACAGUAAGGCCAUAGCCAAGCAGCUAGCUAUUUCAUCUCAUGAAAAUGCCACUCCGGUAAAACUGCUCCACAAUUCAGGAGGACAUUUAAAUGGACCUGCGCGUACCAUUGGCGCAGCUUUGAUAGGAUAUUUGGGGGUAAGAACAUUUGUCCCUAAACCUGUUGCGACUACUCUGCAAUACAUUGGUGGAGCUGCUGCUAUUUUGGGCCUAGUAGCCAUGGCAUCAGACGUAGAAGGACUUUACGCUGCCGUGAAAGCCCUUGUUUGUGUUGUCAAGAGCAACCCUCUCGCUAGCAAAGAAAUGGAAAGAAUCAAAGGUUACCAGUUGUUGGCCAUGCUGUUAAAGAAGAAGCGUUGCCUUUUGAACAGCCACAUUCUACAUCUGACCUUUUCUUUAGUGGGGACAGUGGAUAGCGGACACGAAACAUCCAUUAUUCCAAAUUCAACUGCUUUUCAGGAUCUGCUUUGCGAUUUUGAGGUUUGGCUUCAUGCCCCCUACGAACUUCACCUUUCAUUAUUUGAACAUUUCAUCGAACUUCUUACUGAGUCCAGUGAAGCGUCAAAAAAUGCAAAACUGAUGAGGGAAUUCCAGCUAAUCCCCAAACUCCUGCUCACUCUCCGAGAUAUGUCUUUAUCACAGCCAACCAUUGCCGCUAUCAGCAACGUUCUGAGCUAUUUGCUUCAGGGGUUUCCUAGUAGCAAUGACCUACUCAGGUUUGGACAGUUCAUCGCUUCUACUUUGCCUACAUUUGCAGUCUGUGAGAAAUUUGUAGUCAUGGAGAUGAACAAUGAAGAGAAGCUUGACACUGGAACUGAGGAAGAUUUUGGUGGUCUUGUUUCUGCAAAUCUUAUUCUUCUGAGAAACAGAUUGCUGGAUAUCCUUCUGAAACUUAUGUACACAUCUAAAGAAAAAACAAGUGUCAAUUUACAGGCUUGCGAAGAGCUGGUCCGAACCCUGGGCUUUGAUUGGAUUGUGCUGUUUAUGGAAGACCAUCUGCAUCCAGCUACCGUGACUGCAGCCAUGAGGAUUCUGGUAGUUUUGCUGAGCAACCCAACUAUCCUCAUCAAAUUCAAAGAAGGUCUCAGUGGGGGAGGCUGGCUGGAACAGACUGAUUCUGUAUUGACUAAUAAGAUUGGAACCGUGCUUGGUUUUAAUGUUGGCAGGAGUGCUGGUGGCAGAUCAACUGUCAGGGAAAUCAAUCGUGAUGCCUGUCAUUUCCCGGGCUUCCCAGUUCUUCAGUCAUUUCUUCCUAAGCACACAAAUGUGCCUGCAUUGUAUUUCCUUCUCAUGGCGCUUUUCCUACAGCAGCCAGUCGCUGAACUGCCUGAAAAUCUGCAACUCAGCACACCUGUCCCCAUUAGUCGGGGCAACCAAGGUGGCCAGUUUGACUUAGAUUCAAUUUGGACAUUCAUAUUUGGUGUUCCUGCAUCAAGUGGCACCGUGGUUGCUUCAAUUCACUGUGUUUGCACAGAAGCUGCCUUUUUACUGCUGGGAAUGCUUAGGAGCAUGCUAAAUUCACCUUGGCAGUCAGAGGAAGAAGGUUCUUGGCUCCGCGAAUAUCCCGUCACUUUGAUGCAGUUUUUUCGAUACCUCUAUCAUAAUGUCCCAGAUUUAGCUUCAAUGUGGAUGAGCCCAGAUUUUCUUUGUGCGCUGGCAGCUACCGUGUUCCCUUUCAACAUUCGGCCAUAUUCAGAAAUGGUUACUGAUUUAGAUGAUGAUGCCGGAUCUCCAGCUGAAGAGUUCAAAGCUUUUGCCUCUGAUACAGGGAUGAAUCGGAGCCAAUCAGAGUAUUGCAACGUUGGGUCUAAGACUUUUUUAACCAACCAUCCUGCCAAGAAGUUUGUGUUCGACUUUAUGCGUGUGCUGAUAAUAGAUAAUCUCUGCCUUACACCUGCAAGCAAGCAAACUCCUUUAAUAGACCUUCUGCUGGAGGCAUCUCCAGAAAGAUCAACAAGGGCCCAACAAAAAGAAUUUCAGACUUAUAUUUUGGAUAGUGUUAUGGACCACUUGCUUGCCGCUGAUGUGUUAUUGGGUGAGGAUGCAUCUUUGCCUAUCACCAGUGGAGGAAGCUACCAGGUGCUUGUAAACAAUGUAUUCUAUUUCACGCAGCGUGUGGUAGAUAAACUUUGGCAAGGGAUGUUCAACAAGGAAUCGAAGUUGCUUAUAGAUUUCACACUCCAAUUAAUCGCACAGUCAAAAAGAAGAUCUCAAGGAUUAUCCCUGGAUGCUAUUUAUCACUGCCUGAACAGGACCAUCUUGUACCAAUUCUCAAGACCACAUAAAACGGUUCCCCAGCAAGUUGCUCUUCUCGACUCCCUAAGGAUGCUCACUGUGAACCGAAGCCUGAUCCUGGGUCCCGCAAAUCACGACCAAGAAUUCAUCAGCUGUCUGGCUCAUUGCUUGAUUAAUCUUUAUGCAGGAAGCUUUUCUAAAGCAAAUAUCCCUCCUUCACAUCUAACCUUAUUGGAUGAUGUUUACAGCAGCGUUGAGGGUUUUGGCCUGGAAGCAGAGGCCAGAAUGACCACAUGGCACAUCAUGAUACCUUCUGACGUGGAGCCCGAUGGAGUCUACAGUCAAGAUGUCGGGGAAGGUCGCCAACUUCUCCUUAAAGCUGUGAAUCGCGUGUGGACAGAGUUGAUCUACAGCAAGAAACAAGUUUUGGAGGAGGCUUUCAAAGUAUCCCUUCCCGUCAAUGACAGAGGCCAUGUGGAUAUGGCAGUUGCAAAGUCUCUUAUUGAAGAAGCCAGUUUAAAAUUUUGGCAGAAUCACUUAGCUCAUGAAAAGAAAUGCAUCAGUAGAGGAGAAGCAUUGAUUCCAGCAACUCAAUCAAAGUUAUCUCGAGUCAGCAGCGGUUUUGGCCUCUCCAAACUAACCGGAUCAAGAAGAAACAGAAAAGAAAGUGGACUUAGUAAACAUAAUCUAUCAACACAGGAGAUUUCUCAGUGGAUGUUUACUCACAUUGCUGUGGUUAAAGACUUGGUAGACAUGCAAUAUAAAGAAUAUCAAGAGCGUCAGCAAAAUGCCUUGAAGUACGUGACUGAGGAGUGGUCUCUAAUUGAAUAUGAGUUGUUACGGGAGAGGGGCCUUUGGGGGCCUCCCAUCGGUUCUCACCUGGACAAAUGGAUGCUGGAAAUGACAGAAGGGCCGUGCCGGAUGAGGAAGAAGAUGGUACGCAAUGACAUGUUUUACGUGCAGUAUCCUUACAUGCCGGAUACUGAACAUGAGACUAAUUUGCUGUUUGACUUCUCAAGUAAGGCUCCGGAGACAUCUGACGAUGCCAUUCCCCAAAAGAAACCUGCACGAUAUCGAAGAGCUAUAAGCUAUGACAGCAAAGAAUAUUACAUGCGCUUGGCUUCUGGAAACCCAGCUGUCUUUCAAGAUGCCAUUGAAGAGAGUUCUGAAGGGGAAGCUGCACAACAAGAGCCCGAACACGGCGAAGAUACGAUCGCAAAAGUUAAAGUUCUCGUUAAACCGCCAUUAAAGCGAUCUCGUUCGGCACCUGAUGGGGGUGAUGAGGAGAACCAGGAGCAACUCCAGGAUCAAAUAGCUGAGAGCAGCUCAAUAGAUGAAGAGGAAAAAACGGAUAACACAACUUUGCUUCGACUGCUUGAAGAAGGAGAGAAGAUACAACACAUGUAUCGUUGUGCCCGGGUUCAAGGAUUGGACACCAGUGAGGGACUUCUUCUCUUUGGUAAAGAACACUUUUAUGUGAUUGAUGGAUUCACCAUGACUGCUACACGGGAAAUACGGGACAUUGAGACCCUGCCUCCAAAUAUGCAUGAGCCUAUUAUACCCCGAGGCGCAAGACAAGGUCCAAGUCAACUCAAAAGAACAUGCAGUAUAUUUGCCUAUGAAGACAUCAAAGAAGUGCAUAAAAGAAGAUACUUGUUGCAGCCAAUUGCUGUUGAAGUAUUCUCAGGUGAUGGACGCAACUACCUCCUGGCUUUUCAAAAAGGAGUGAGAAAUAAAGUCUAUCAAAGGUUUUUGGCUGUAGUUCCAUCUUUGACUGACAGCUCAGAGUCCGUCUCUGGACAAAGACCUAAUACCAGCGUAGAACAAGGAUCUGGCUUGCUGAGCACUCUUGUAGGGGAGAAAUCUGUUACACAAAGAUGGGAGAGAGGUGAAAUCAGUAACUUCCAAUACCUGAUGCACUUAAACACUUUGGCGGGCCGAUCCUAUAAUGACCUUAUGCAGUAUCCUGUCUUUCCAUGGAUCCUUGCUGACUACGAUUCAGAGGAACUGGAUCUUAACAACCCAAAGACAUUUAGAAACUUGGCCAAACCAAUGGGGGCCCAGACUGAUGAGAGAUUAGCUCAAUAUAAAAAGCGCUACAAAGACUGGGAAGAUCCGAACGGUGAAACACCAGCCUAUCAUUAUGGCACCCACUAUUCAUCAGCAAUGAUAGUAGCUUCAUACCUUGUGCGAAUGGAACCUUUCACACAGAUAUUUUUAAGACUGCAGGGUGGCCACUUCGACUUGGCUGACAGAAUGUUUCACAGUGUGCGGGAAGCCUGGUACUCUGCGUCCAAGCACAAUAUGGCUGAUGUCAAGGAGCUCAUCCCAGAAUUCUUCUACCUCCCAGAGUUGUUGCUUAAUUCUAACAACUUCGAUCUAGGUUGCAAACAGAAUGGCACCAAACUUGGAGAUGUUAUCCUUCCUCCAUGGGCAAAAGGAGAUCCCCGUGAAUUCAUUAGAGUACAUCGGGAGGCCUUGGAGUGUGAUUUUGUGAGCGCGCACCUACAUGAAUGGAUUGACUUAAUCUUUGGCUAUAAACAGCAAGGGCCAGCUGCAGUAGAAGCUGUCAAUGUUUUCCACCAUCUCUUCUAUGAGGGGCAAGUGGACAUCUACAACAUCAAUGAUCCAUUGAAAGAAACAGCUACAAUUGGAUUCAUUAAUAAUUUUGGGCAGAUACCUAAACAGUUAUUUAAGAAACCUCACCCACCAAAACGAGUGAGAAGCAGAAUUAAUGGAGAAAUAAGUGGAAUUUCUGUUCCCCCUGGCAUCACAAACAACAAGAUUUUUUUCCACCAUUUAGACAACCUCAAGCCUUCUCUUGCACCAGUAAAAGAACUCAAGGAGCUGGUCGGGCAGAUAGUAUGCACAGACAAAGGAAUUUUGGCCGUAGAAAUGAACAAAGUUCUCCUUCCGCCCACCUGGAAUAAAACUUUUGCUUGGGGUUAUGCGGAUCUCAGCUGUAGAUUAGGAGCCUAUGAAUCAGAUAAGGCAGUGAUUGUUUAUGAAUGCUUAUCGGAAUGGGGACAAGUUCUUUGUGCCAUCUGUCCAAACCCUAAACUGGUCAUUACUGGGGGCACCAGCACUGUUGUCUGCGUAUGGGAGAUGGGGACCUCCAAGGAAAAAGCCAAAAUGCUGACCCUCAAGCAGGCGCUGCUCGGCCAUACUGAGACGGUCACAUGUUUAACAGCUUCACUGGCCUAUCACAUCAUUGUGAGUGGGUCAUGUGACCGGACCUGCAUCAUCUGGGAUUUGAAUAAACUUUCCUUUGUAACGCAGCUUCGGGGUCACAGGGCUCCGGUGUCAGCCCUCUGCAUCAAUGAACUGACGGGUGAUAUUGUGUCAUGUGCAGGGACAUACAUUCACGUCUGGAGCAUUAACGGAAACCCCAUUGUGAGUGUGAACACCUUCACUGGGCGCAGCCAGCAGAUUCUCUGUUGUUGCAUGUCAGAAAUGAAUGAGUGGGAUACUCAGAACGUUAUUGUGACUGGACAUUCAGAUGGAGUCGUCCGAUUUUGGCGGAUGGAGUUUCUACAGGUCCCGGAAACUCCCGCUCCUGAACCUGUGGAAAUGCUUGAAAUGCAGGAAGACUGUCCAGAACCACAAAUAGAAGGUCAAGAAGGUCCUGACGAAGAUAGCAGUGAUUCUGAAGCAGAGGACCAAGCCCCUGCCCAGGACACCAAGCUGCCAGAGAGCCAGCCCCAGCCGGCCCCUGCCGGUCACAGACCUCGGUCAUCCUCAGCUCGAGCAGCCGCUGCAUGGUCAGUAGAAACCAGCUCUGAAGACACAAGGCGUUGGUCUGACCACCUGAGCUUGGAUGAGAAAGAUGGCUUCAUUUUUGUGAACUAUUCUGAUGGACAAAGCAAGGGACACUCGCAUGCGCCAACAAACCAUUCAAAUGCCAACCAAGGGGAAUUGCGGCAUUACAGCAAGCUCAAACCAGGCUACAGAUGGGAGAGGCAGCUUGUGUUCAGGAGCAAAUUAACUAUGCACACCGCCUUUGAUCGCAAGGACAAUGCACACCCUGCAGAAAUUACAGCGCUGGCCAUUUCCAAGGAUCACAGCAGGAUUCUGGUAGGGGACAGCCGAGGCCGAGUGUUCAGCUGGUCUGUGAGUGACCAACCGGGCCGCUCUGCGGCUGACCACUGGGUGAAAGACGAGGGAGGAGACAGCUGCUCCAGCUGCUCGGUCCGGUUCUCUCUUACCGAAAGACGUCACCAUUGUAGGAACUGUGGACAACUCUUCUGCCAGAAGUGCAGCCGUUUUCAGUCCGAAAUCAAGCGGUUGAAAAUCUCCUCCCCGGUUCGGGUUUGCCAGAACUGUUAUUACAAUUUGCAGCACGAGCGAGGCCCGGAGGAGGCAUCCUGGAAUUAACCCUGUCCAGAGGAACCACGGCAACCCAGACUACAUACUGCAGGGCCUGCAGGAACCCAGCCGACCGGAUUAAUUCCAGGAAUGAGCAGCCCAUUCAAACAGGUUGCAGCAUUUGCCAUUCCUUCCUACGCGAGGACUGCAAGCAAGAGGGACCAUUAAUUAUUUUUGGGGUACCUUUGCAGAGAUGGGGGCCAGAAUACAUCAACUAAGUUCUGGCGGGGAGGGCGUAACCAUCGCCACAGCUGCGUCAAGGACCUUCCAGGCCCCUUCUGUCUUCUCUGCUAAGAAGAGACCUCAUUAAGCAUCUCUUUUUUCCAUCUUGAUUUUGUAGUUAGUCUCCCUUUAUUUGGGUCGCCAGAAGCAGAAGGCUUUUUAGAAAAACAAAAAUAGUUGUAAAUUUGCCUUCUUCACAAGCAAAACUGUGGAUAUUGUAAAUAGAGAAAAUGGCCUUUUUAUCAAAAAUGCAAACUGAACUGCCUGUUACAUGGGACUUCAGACCACUAUAUACUUUGCACCUCUUCUUUAGCUCAUCUAUUUAAACAUGAUUUAAAAAGAAAAAAGAAGAAACACAAUGAAAAAAGAAAAAGCAUCAAGAGGCAUUAUCUGGGUUUAUUUCUUUUUCCUUUUUACUAUUCCAACUGCAUGGUUCUUUCAGUUACUCUCAUGAUCUUAACUUAAGCCAAGCUAUUUUGAAGAUCGGGCUGGGGGGAGGGAAGGGAAAACCAUCCUUUUGUUUUGGGGCAUCGGACUUCAAAUAUUUUAUUCUAAACUGUAAGAUAACCAAAAAGGGCCCCCCUUUCUGUUGCCUUUUUACUACAUCUAUUUAGAAUCUGUCUUCAUAUUUAAAUAAGGUCUGUUUUUAUACACCCACGGGCCUUGCUGCUUGCUCCUUCUUUAUCAUUGUAAGUAAUCCGCUAAUCCAGAUAGGUCUAAGGCAAGUCUUACUUAAAACACUAGUAAAUGGCUUGCAUGAAAAUCAGAUUUAAUACUUUUUGUUUUGUUUUUUUUCCAAAGGAAACCAAUGGACCAUUGUUUUUCUCGUGUUCUUGUUUUUGUUUUGCAAAAUGGACUUGGAGACGUUGUCCUUACAACUGGGAAAUGCUUAGAGGAGUCCCAAUGAAUUUCUAAAUUAAAAUCAGACUUGCUCCUUUAUUUAGGGGUUGGACCUGAUGUCGCACCCCAGUUUCAUCAUUCAUUGGUUUACUCGGAGGACAUAAAUUCAACUAUUUUAUAUAUUAGCCUUCAUGGUACAACGAAAAAUAAAAAUAAAUAAAUCCAAUCAAACAUCUCAGUGAAGUGAGGCUUCGAAAUGUAGUUGUAUCCUCACCCCCCAACGUACUGGUUUUAUUUUUCCUUCCUUCCUCUUUCUUUUGUUAAUGGGUGGUGAGAUUAUUGUUACUUGCCUUUUAAAUAUGGUAAGACAGCAGUUUUUUAAAAAGUAACUCGGAAACAGUGUGGCACACCAAGAAAUGAAAUCAAAUGUAGGACAACAUAAACAUUGUGAUUUGUUAACACGAAUGAAUUUAAAAUAAUUUGAAUAGUUUGCACAGAGCAAUUUUCUCUGGCUAAACAUCCCUGGUUAGAAAUCAAUGCAGUGAUUAGUAUGUAUGUUGAGGAUCUUUUUAAUCGUCAUGAUGGACUGACUUAAUUGUGGUUAUAAUAAGCGUAUUUCAGGCCCCCGAAAGAGCCCCUUCCACACAUGAGCACACAAGGGUUUAUGAAAGUUGUUUUUGCCCACUGGGUGUUUUUUGUUACAACCAGCAUUGAUCAGCUAUAUUGUUCAGUGCUGCCAAUUUUGAUAUCUGCAAAGUUUCUCAAUUUUUUUUUUUUAAAGUAGAAUCUCCAACUAUUGAGGUUAUGUGAGAAUAACACAGACUCUGUAAUCAUAGGCAGGGUGCUGCUUAUGUGGUCCUUAAACUCAGCCUAACAACAGACAUUUCUAAAGUACAAAUACAAUGUCCAUAAGAAAGAAAAGCACGUUGAAAUUCUCUCAGUCUUCUCCACUCCACUGAAAAUUGUCCCCCUUCCCCAGUUAAACUUAACUUGGAAGUUCUUAAUCUGAAGGUUGUCUCUUUUCAGCUUGAGAAUUAUUUUUUUCAACUCUCGAUUAAUUCCUCCAGAUAAAAUUCUAAGCACUGGAUGGCACUAACAUCGUAGACACUAAUGCUGGCUCAUUAGAAGCAGUUUACUGUUUGUUUGGUUUUUUUUAUUCUCCUAAUUUUGAGUACGUAGACCUAUUGUACUGGUGUUAUUCUACACUUUUUACAUUUGGUGUUUUCGGAGGAAGGUGACUUUAAAAUGUGUUUACUUGUAUUUAAAGUUUAAAGCUACUUGACUGGGGAUGAAAUCUUCCAGAUUUCCAUCCUUAUUUAUCUACUCCAAGGGGUAAACUGCGAAGUUGCAUCCUGUUGAUAAGAGGAAAACGUGGGGUUAUUCUGCACCAAGAAAUGGUGCGGCACCAUCCGUUCCUGCUUUGAAGCCCCACUGGAAUAAAUGGAUACCGAGCAAUACAAUUCAUUGGGGUAGUGAAGUCUCAACAGCUCCUGUCAGCUCCUCCUAUAAUUCAGAAUGCUUCCCCCCCCCGCCCCCCCAGUCCCAUAUAUGUUUAUCAUAAAUGGUGUAGCCCAAGGUUUCUCAACUCGGCACCUUGAAGCUGUGUGGACCUCAGUUCCCAGAAUUCCACAGCUGGGGAAUUCUGAAAGCUGAGAGGUCCACGCUCUUUGAAGAUGCUGAGAUUGGAUCGAGCAUCUCUGGUCUCGACACCAACAGGGGCGCUUAUUUUUCCGUCAGUUGCAAUUUGCUUUUUUUUUUUGGUAACUGAACGAUGGUUCAGCAGCAGCCUAGCCUCCCUUUGCACCGUCAAGCAGCUCGCCUCAUCCCGCCCUGUUCUUUGACGUGGUAUCCAUACACUCUUUGUUUGUGACAUGUGACUGUAGAGUUCAUGCUUAAGAAGGUCAGAGUGUCAGUCCCAUCCCGUCAUCUGCCAGUCCAAGAGCAAAAUACUUUUUUUAGAGACAUUAUUUUGCACUUUCUUAUGUAUAAAAAUUAGUAGGGAUUUUUUUUGUUUUGCUUCGUUCCAGACUCCUUUGGUUUUGGUAAAUGAACUGUGUAUUAAAAAAAAAAAUAUUUAUGCAGUUAAAACUGUUUUUAGAAAAUAUUUUUAAUUUCAGCAAGUUUGGUUACUUGUUGCAUGACUUAACACAACUGACUUUUUGUGUCAGUAUAAUGUAUAUUUUUUUGUCCUGUUAUUAAUUUGUAAGCCUUUGGGGUAAAUGGCCAUUGAUCUGUACAGCAAACAGGAGUAAAUUGAAGAUAACUGGCUAGGACUGGAGGGGUGGAUUUUUGUACUAUAUUGAAGAAUCCAAUAUCUGUUUUUGGUGGUUAUGUAAAAGGCCUGAAGAAUUACUAUCUAGUGUGCAAUCUGUGAUAUCUGAAUGUUUUAUUGUAUAUUUGUCUCCAAUGCAAAAAGGUAGAGUAACACAAAUACAAUACAUGAUUAAAUGCAAUAGUUCAGGUACCUUUUUUGUUUUUAAUUUCAAAUAAAUACUAUUUACCACCAA
This is a messenger RNA of Pseudonaja textilis, 14567 nucleotides long. The record is from RefSeq and is a predicted model, not a curated record. NCBI's taxonomy places the organism in Eukaryota, Metazoa, Chordata, Lepidosauria, Squamata, Elapidae.